This is a messenger RNA of Toxoplasma gondii ME49, 6663 nucleotides long. RefSeq lists its product as hypothetical. The coding region runs from base 1 to 6663 and encodes 2220 amino acids. The record is from RefSeq and is a predicted model, not a curated record. Gene Ontology annotation, biological process: cortical microtubule organization. The transcript is spliced from 7 exons. NCBI's taxonomy places the organism in Eukaryota, Apicomplexa, Conoidasida, Eucoccidiorida, Sarcocystidae. Gene Ontology annotation, cellular component: cortical microtubule.
AUGUCGACUCCGUGUCCCCGGAACUCUGCAUCUCCGUCCUGCUCUUCAUAUGAGCCGUACACAUCUUUUUCCAGCUCUUGCGAUGAGAGUCUAUCUCAGAGAGCCGAUUGUCUGCUUUGUCGCGACCAGGACCUCCACCCGAAUCUCUUGGUUUCCCAGUCUUCCUGUUCCACCGUCUCGCAUCUCUGCUCCUCUGGAUCGCUCGUCUGCGCCGAUCCGCUGGACUCAUUCCCUCCGUCCUUUCCAAGUGCUUCUGGACAGUCGCGACGCUCUCAGAAACUCUCUUUGAACAACCGCCGAGAGCGCACCGCCGCUUCCGCGUGGAAGCCCUGGGGCACCUGCCGCUGUCUGUCUGUGAUGCGCAGGCUGCUUCACGCAGUUCCUCUGCGCUACAUUUCCUUCGACUUGGAGCAAGAGGAGUGCUUGUUUUUGACGGAGAAGCGGAAGUCGUCGACAAGGCAGAGGUCUCAGAAAAGCUCCUCGUCAGGCGCCCAACGCGGGAAGCGCACCGGGGAAGCAUCCGAGGCUGAGGUCGGGGGUAAAACCUGUCAGAGUGGAAGUGGAAGCCAUGGCCAUCCUGACAACAUCCGCGCAGGAACGUUUGAGUCUCGAGGCCUCUGGAAAUUGCCUUAUCUUAUCCCUUUUGACUGUCUAGCUUUCACGCCUCUGUGCGCCAGACCGAGGUGCAUGUGCUCUUGGAAUUCUGGUGGUGACCCCAGUUCCCAUCCUCGCAUUCAAGAAGCCUCGCCGUCGCAGCUUCCCGCCCCUUCAACUUCAGCACUCUCCCCUGCAUGCGGUCCGUCCUCUUCUCUCUCUUCGCUUUCUCGUUCCUCGUCGCCUUGUGCGCUGGGAACAACAAAUGACAUGUCUUCGGCUGCGGCAGUGGCCUCCUCGCAUGCGUCAUCGGCGAACGAAACGUCCACUUCAACCACGUGUAUCUCUACCUCUUUUUCUUCGUCUCCAAGUCCGUGCUCUUCUUCUUCGUCUUCCUCGACCGCUGUUCUGUCCUCCCCUCUCACGGCCAAGACCCCAGAGCCACCCGGGCCUCACCUCUGCGCUGUCUGUGGGCUGCCGGACCUUCGCGACUGGUACCCUUGCUACUAUCCGCUGAACUCAGAGUGCGUUGGGGGUCGUUCGCGCUCGCGCUCUUCGCCGUCACACCUCGCAGAUGGCGAAUCCCCCGACACAGACGAGGACGAAACGACCGACAACGGCGCUCUUGGCGCCUUCGUCAGCGACGUCUUCGCUCGAGGUCAGCUCCGCGCUCGUCCCGGCGUCGACUGCCUUCCCGGAUCCGGCACGGCGGCUCGCGUUCAGGGCUGGAGAAGCCACGAAGGCGACGAAGGCGAGAACGGUGAGCGCAGCGCAUGGGAAGGCAGCGUCAUGGUGACGCCAAGCUGGGCGUAUGCCUUCGAGCACUUUCCAACGGUGUUUGCAUGCAAAGAGAAACAGAGAAGGAACAGCGACACACCGCCAGUCACCUGGAGAGUUGCGCUUCUCAUGGAGUGCCUCGUGAGACCUGGAAGUUUCCGACCUCGCCUCCGGUCGAUCGUCCAAGCUUCCUCCUUUGAGAGUGCUGUGCGUCAAGUGACGAAACCCCGACGCGGCGGUCACUUCCUCGCGGCAGCCGCCUUCGCAAAACGCUUCUUUCAACGCGCUGGAGGGCGUUCUGUUGAAGAGAAAAGGAGCGGAGGGGGGGAAGAAGCUGCGGUCCCGUCGGCUGCUCAAGAGAAGCCAGGGCUCUCCACAAAUGCUUCAGAAGAAGACACGAAUGCGUCGCCUUCAGUGGCGGAGGCAGGGAAAGGUCCAGUCGAGGCCAAGGAAGACAAGUGCACAACAGACCGAUGCAAGGAAGGAGAGCGGGGUGAGGAGGAAGAAAAGAGCGAGAAAGGACAUGUCUCUCAACUCACUUCUCCUAGAACGAGGAAGGAGGCAGAAGCCGCCGUCGUUGCUGCAGCGAAGAGCCCGGGGAGGGAGCGAGAAGUUCUUUUUCAGAACUUCCUUGAGUGGCAAUGUGACGACCCAUCUGCUGUCUUUCCUGUUCGUCUCCUCGCGUUUGCCCUCGGUCCUAAAGCCCCCGAACAAAAGAACAGAGAAGCGGUGACGCAGACGGAGACACCCCCUUCCGCUCAAAAGCAGGAGAGAAACUUCCUAGGUGGAGCGCAGCCUUUUCGUCUGUGGUCCUCCCAGCCUGGGGGCCUUCUUUUCUCUUCGCAAGCGUCUCCAAGUCGUGCGUCUCGACGCGCACAGUCCUCGCCAGUUGCAGGAGAGAAAGAGCGAAAACGGGACUCCAACCCUGAGAGACAGACAAACCAGCGAGAAGAGGAGGAGCAGAGAGGAGAGACGAAGAGAGACAGGGAAAAGAACGAGCUUGUUUGCAGUCAAACGGGAGACAGUAUGGAGACUACCGUCGACUCGGAAGUUCUCGACGAAGUCAAAGGAGGCAUAGCCCGUGUCGCGAAGAAGACGAAGACAGAAGCAAGAUUGAGCGGGUGUAACGGAGAGAGGGAACUGACCACGAGUGACGGUGGAACGGGGAAACGUUCAAUUUCCACCUGCUGUAAGAGGCUCGGCGAACUUCUACAACAGCCGAUAGAUAAAUCCGAGGACGCCGUUAAAAACGACGUAAAAAUCGCUGUCAAAGUCGAAAUGGAUCCCACGGACGAAGGCCACACCUCAGCUCGGAAUAACGAAGAAGCAACAAGGCUUGGAGUGAGAGACAAGAGUGCGAUCGCGAAUAAAGGGGAGCUCGGGGGCUCCAGACUCGCAAAACGGGUCUCCCUAGAACCAGCAACUGAGUUCGAUCGAAACCUCUCGUCUUAUUUUUCUGGGGAUAGCAGCCUGCCUGCCGCCCUUGAAUUUUCCAGUGUCUCUGACGCCUCUGCUUCUGCGGUGUCUUCCCUCUCGUCUCCUCCUGCUUUUGCCCCUCUGGCCGCGGGCCUCUCUUCAGAAGACGGCGAGCUUUCUCCUGCGGCUUCAAAGGACACAGGAAGACCUGGACCGCGUCCACAGUCGCAUUCCGACUCCAACUGUUCCUUGGCCUCAUCUUCCUCUUCUUUCUCAUCUUCCUCUUCUUUCUCAUCUUCCUCUGCUUACCCACCUUCCUCAUCUUCCUCGUCUUCCUCAUCAACCUCUUCUUCGCCAUCGUCUUGCUUUUUCGCGUCCUCCGCUCUCUCGUCUCUGUCCUCUUCCUCCUCUUCUUGGUCAGGAAGGCCUGUGUGUGUUUCGGGGAAGAAUGCCCUCAUUUCGCCUGCGAGAGACGGAACGAGUUUCCCAGAAGUUCAGCACGUUUUCAGACUUCUCGAAAGUAACAAAACGCAUCCAGGGCAUAACGCCGAGGUCGCCGAAGACUCUGUUUCGCCUGUCCCCAGUUAUCCUGUGUCAGUGAAAAAAGAAGUUGAAGACGAACUAGAUGAGAGAGCCCAACAGACUGCAGAAGGCAGAGUCCCAGAGGGUGACGUUCCAGUAGCAGACGAAAACAUUCUUUCCCCUUGUGCACUUUCCUCCUCUGACUCCGUCACUCUUUCUCUUCCGGCUUCCACACAAGUCAACACGGUGAGAGGAGAGACCGAUUCCAGAGAAGAGAGUCGCGAUGGUGAACUGAGCUCUUUUGUCAAGAGUGAACAGGUGAAGACAGAAGUCGGAGACGCAAAGCAGAACCAGGGAGGAACGAGAGAAGGAGAAGAAUCAAAAGUCUAUCCAAGUUUCAAACCUGAUGGUGAGGAACGACAAGCAUCUAGCCAAUUGGCAUGCGGCUCCUACUCUGCAUCUUCUGCUUCUCCGUUUCCUUCACCUUGCGGGUCCUCUCCACUGCCGCCAACCUCUCCAUCUUCUUUAUCCUCUCCUUCGUCGUCUCCAUCAUCUUCGUCUUCCUCUUCUGCCUCCUCUUCUUCCUCUUCUUCUGCCUCUUCUUCUGCCUCUUCUUCUGCCUCCUCUUCUUCUGCCUCUUCUUCUGCCUCCCCUUCUUCCUCGUCUUCUGCUUCUUCUUCUUCCUCGUCUUCUGCUUCUUCUUCUGCCUCUUCUUUCUCUUCUGCAGGGAUAGCAUCUCCAAGUCGCUCUUCAUGUGCGCCUUCAGUUUCCAACUGCCGUGCGGAGACGCUGGAGUCUGUGUGUGGAUCGUUCGAGGAUGGUUUCUCUUCCUACUGUCGCCAUGCACAUGCAGAGACGCUGCUGCUGCUCGGUCCAAGCUGCGAGGAGCCAGACGUGACUUUGCGCGAAUGGUGCCAAGCUUGUGGGACAAAGGCGCAGUCGUACGUCUUUCUAGUUGCGCCACCUCGUUCUCCGGAUUCUUCGGACUCCGUUGGGUCCUCGCCUGGUCGACCGCAAAGUCGCGAAGGAGACACCGCCUCCCCUGAGACGCCUCCAGAUGCGUGCACCUGCUGCCUAGAACGCGUCGACACCGGCUCCGUGGGCGGGGGUCCGUUGGGGACGUGGAAUUACGCGUGCUGCCCAGUUUGCUUCUCGAACUGGCGCUGCGUUGUCGGUACACCGGGGAAACCUGGAGCGGCUCUGUCGACCGGCAACCAAUGGUACGUGGGUCUGCGGAAGCCGUUUGAGAAGCGAAACCUCCUCCAAACGUUUUUGCGGAAGUUCUGUGGGGACUCGCUGCCCUGGAACCCCGCCAAGAGCUGCUUCCUCGCGCCUCUCGGCUUCGCGUUCGAACUCGCGAAACUCGCAGCGACCUUCGACUUCCACAUUGAAGACAGAGUUCUUCGUCUGGUUCAGUGUCAGCUGGGACUCCUAGCCUCUUCAGCUGGCGAGUCCAGUUUCGGUGAGUCGAGGAACUUGCGCGAGAGAGGCGGAGACGCGAACGAUGUCGAAAGGUGGUCCCGAGAAAUCCAACAAAGCCGCAGUGACUGGACUCAGUGGCUCGCGGACGAAAUGGAGACGCUCGCUGUCGAGACACCGGGAAGCGAGGCGUGGCGACACAGACUGAAAGGCACUCUGAGGAAGGCGCCUUUCUGGGGGUUCCGCCGGCUCUUCGUCGCGGUCCCCAGACACCCGCUCCGCGGCCGCGAAGAGCGGCUCCAGGGGCCAACUGACCCGCGGCGCGUCGGGGCCUCACUGGGGACUGUCUGCUACGUGUGUGUGUCGCCGAACGCCGAGACAGGAAGUCAGCGGCUUGAAAGCCUUCUGCGGGAGGCAGCUGAGAACGGUCACACGCCUUGUGAGUCGGGGGUCUCGCGAGACAGCAGAGGGGAUGUGUCUGUGUCUUCAGGUCUGUGGGCGCAGAAGCGGAGAGAGGCGACCAAGGUGAACUUGACUUCCGGGAGAACGGGCAAGUAUUUCCUCGUCGACAGACAAGACCUGAAGGUGCUUCUCGCGCGUCUAAGUGCAAAGAUGGUGGCCAGAAAGUGGAUCGACCACGGCCUCGGUCCAGCCACGCAACGGGACGCGCGACUCCUGCAGGCUCUCUGGGGUUCGGCCUCGGCUGCUUGCGACGAGAUUUCCACAAACGAGAAAGAGGAGAGCUUGAGACGCAAGAGAAGGUGCGACUCUCGCGUCUCAGAGAUCAUUCGAGAAAGAGACGAAGCGAAGGACGUUCGGGGCUCUUCCGCAGCGUCUGGGAGGACGGAGAUGUUUUUCGCCAGGAGUACAGGGCCCACAGAUGAGCGGACUCGGCAGUCGCUCCUCCUUGCAGACAGCGACGAGGAAAAGGAGAACGUUUUGCGCAAAAAACGAAGAGCCCGAGCAGAGAAAUCGACUGAGCAGAAACGGGCAAGGCAGCGAGAAGACGAAGGCCGACCAGACUCGCUUAAACGAUAUGCUCGCCGAGGAGAGACAGCAGGCCCUAUUGACGUCCGAGAAAUGCUCUUCACAGCCGUCGGGAAAACUGAGGAAGCCACAAGGAAAAUGGAAGACGAACUCGAAGCUCUCCUCACAAAAGUGAAGCCGCCGAGAGCCACUUGGGACGCUGAUGGACGAGUGUCAGCCAGCGGGCCGGGAACCGGCGGCCUUCGUUUGAUUCGAGAGCCUGGCGGAUCUGUCGAGUGGGCGUACAUCGCCUUUCUGGUUGUGCCGGAUCUCCCGCCGUCGCUUAGGAAGAAGGACGACAGGACUCCUGAAAAACUUCGGACGAACCCCAGCGAGGUUUGGGUCGACUUCUACAAUCCAAAGCUCCUCUGCGGACUUGUGGGAGGCGCUGUCUUAAUCGAACGGCGCGUACUGGACGAAGUCGAAAAACGAAAGGCCUGGCCGAGCGACGGAACACCCGCCAAAGUGGAAUUGGACAAAGUCGUGGCCAAAUCAGAGGCGUCCAUCGGCGCUGCACUUGGUUCGUCUUUUCUUACUGCCGACAUGCGCGAGCGAAAUGCCGAGGGAGGUCUUUUCAGAGACUACCGCUUCUACGUGUCGGGGGAUCGAGACAGCAAAGAACACCGACUGUGCCGUCUACUCAUCGAACUCGGCAACGGUGCCUUCGAGACGAGACUCAAAGUGACGGACUACGUCGUUUUCUGCGACGACUCCGAGAGAGAUAUCGUUCACGCAGUCCAGAAAUUGCAGCAGAGAGGAGAACUGAAGGUCCAAAAUACUCUUGGCGACAGACACACGAACCCAGUUACCCCUAAGUUCCUUUACGACUGUAUCCUCGGCUGGGCUGUGAUGUGCCCUAGUCGAGAGCGAGGUCACAUUCCUUUUUCAAAAACUUUCGGUCGCCACUAG